AUGUACUUCUUCCUCUCCAUCCUCUCCUUCGUAGACAUCUGUCUCACCUCCACCACCGUCCCAAAGCUGCUGGUGAACAUCCAGACACAGAGCAAGGUCAUCACCCAUGCAGGCUGCAUCACCCAGGUGUUCUUUUUCCAUUUCUUUAUAGUGUUGGAUGACUUCCUCCUGACAGUGAUGGCCUUUGACCGGUAUGUGGCCAUCUGUCACCCCCUGCACUACUCUAUCAUCAUGAACCUCUGGCUCUGUGGACAACUGGUUCUGGCAUCCUGGAUUAUAGGUGCCCUGUAUGCAUUAUUACAGAGCCUAAUGGCAUUGCAACUGUCCUUCUGUAUACGUGUGGAAAUCCCUCACUUCUACUGUGAUCUUAGUAAGCUGGUCCAUCUUGCCUGCUCUGACACCUUUAUUAAUGACAUGGUGAUGGAUUUUACAUCUGUGCUGCUGGGUGGUGGUCCUCUUUCUGGGAUUCUUUAUUCUUACUCUAAGAUAGUUUCCUCCAUUCGUGCAAUCUCAUCAGCUCAGGGCAAGCACAAAGCAUUUUCCACCUGUGCCUCUCACCUCUCAGUUGUCUCCUUAUUUUAUUGCACAGGCCUGGGUGUGUACCUUAGCUCUGCUGCUACCCACAGCUCAUACUCAAGUGCAAGAGCUUCAGUGAUGUACACUGUGAUCACCCCCAUGCUGAACCCCUUUAUC
This is a messenger RNA of Tupaia belangeri chinensis (Chinese tree shrew), 693 nucleotides long. Its product is annotated as olfactory receptor 7A10. NCBI's taxonomy places the organism in Eukaryota, Metazoa, Chordata, Mammalia, Scandentia, Tupaiidae. Gene Ontology annotation, molecular function: olfactory receptor activity. The record is from RefSeq and is a predicted model, not a curated record. Gene Ontology annotation, biological process: G protein-coupled receptor signaling pathway. The transcript has a single exon. The annotation marks the transcript as partial. Gene Ontology annotation, cellular component: membrane.